AUGUUUGUUCUAGAUGUGACAGCUGAGGCAGUGGGUGUAGCUAUAGCUGCACCUCCAUCAGACGGGGAGGCAAAUGCGGAGCUGUGUCGCUACCUCUCGAAGGUGCUAGAAGUGAAGAAGAGUGAGGUUGUUUUAGAGAAGGGUGGUAAAUCACGUGAAAAAGUGGUGAAGAUUUUGGUAUCAAUGACACCAGAUGAGAUUUUAGAAAAACUGAAAAAAGAAGCUUCCAGUUGA
This is a messenger RNA of Charadrius vociferus (killdeer), 234 nucleotides long. RefSeq names its product chromosome unknown open reading frame, human C15orf40. NCBI's taxonomy places the organism in Eukaryota, Metazoa, Chordata, Aves, Charadriiformes, Charadriidae. Gene Ontology annotation, cellular component: cytoplasm. The transcript has 2 exons. Bases 1 to 234 code for a protein of 77 amino acids. The record is from RefSeq and is a predicted model, not a curated record.